This is a messenger RNA of Chara braunii, 3894 nucleotides long. NCBI's taxonomy places the organism in Eukaryota, Viridiplantae, Streptophyta, Charophyceae, Charales, Characeae. The record is from the annotation of a GenBank genome assembly.
GUACCUACCUACCUACCUACCUACUUGCCUACCUACCUACUUGCCUACCUACCCAUCCAUCGUCGUUUUCUUCGUUUGUGCUCCGCUCUCGCGUUCCCUCUUCGUUUCUACUACGACGUCGAUCUCUAGCCUUUGGUCCUGCCUUGCUUCGCCCUACACCGCCGCCGACGGGAAUCCCUGAGUCGCAUCCGGGGUGGCUCUUCCUUCUCUGUUCUUUCGUUUUCUCUCUUCUUUGGGACUCCCGAGCCACCCGAGCGUCUCGACUCCAUUUCAGGAAGUAGAUUUUUUUGCCAUCGUUUCAGUUCGGGCAAAAAGCAGUAGCCUCAGCAGGGAAGACGAGGGAACUAGAGGCGAACUAGCCCACGUAGCGUGCUCUCCCAGCCAAUGCACCUGCGCGAGCCCUCGUCUCUUUUGUAUUACCUCCCGCUCGUCUCGAAAGAUCUCGGCGCCCAGACAUAGAGAGAGCUUCAGUUUUUGCGCUUGGCAGGGGGCGGGUCUUCCCCUUCAUUCUUGAGCUUGCCUCCUUGCCUAGCUUCUCUUCGGACACCUUGAACCGCGGUGUGAGAUGUCGUGACAUCGUCUACUGGUCGCCCAAAUCCGCCUUCUGUCGUCUUCCCUGUCGCCCUCGUUCUUACACGCGAUUUCUUAUCUCCGCCUGGCGCGUGAUGCGUCGCUUGUGUCGUUUACCUGUGUCCUCUUCGCUCCUAUCGAUUACGCUCGCAAGUCGCUCUGCUGUGAUUGCGCCAUUGAACGAAGGAUGUCUCUGCUGAGAAGGAGAAAGCGACAAGUGAUAUAAACUCGCCGUGAGCCUCGGCGUUGGGCUUCGGGUUGAGCCAGCAGGAGACCAGGUGGAAGGUGGGAAGGUGAGGAACUAGCAGAGGCGGGGGUAGGUAGGAAGGAAGAGGGGGCUUGCAACGGCCCGUGUAGGUUGGUCAAGAUGUGCGGGGGAUUUGGAUUCGGGGGCUCGCCACGUAAUCGGGCAUCCCCCCAAUUCUCGAGGCAUCUUCCCGUCAAGCUCCCAGUGGAACUACUGGAGGCUGUUCCCGCACAGUCGCCUCAUAACGAGGUCUACGAUGUGAAUCCGCGCCAAGGGGAGGAGGAGGCGCAGCGACCACAGAAGCAGCUGCAGCAGCAGCAGCAGCAGCAGCAGCAGCAAUAUCAACAGCAGGAAGUAGUCCGUCACCGGCCGGGAGGGCUAGAUGAUGGGCCAAUCGGCGGAACGAUAGGCGGCGACGACGAGAUCAAGAACUAUCGUGAUGAUGGAGCAGCAGAGGACAAUGCGAGUGGCAAGAGAUGUAGUACAAGUAGCGUACAGUAUCCUCCUAGCUGUAAGCGCAAGCGUGUGGUCUACACUUUCCCACGUCUCUCGCCGUAUUCCGCAGUUCGACUUGGGGCAGAUUUAGAGAUGGCCGGUAAUCUCACCCAUCAGCGGCAUCAUCCUCAUCAUCAUCAUCAUCAUCAAGAGCAAUCGCAAGAGCAAGAGCAACAGAAGCGUCUUAACGGCCCUUCUCAUCAGCGUCGAGACCAUCAUGAUCAGGUAGCAGAGCAUGCAGAAGAUGCUGAGGUUCGCAGUCCUGCGUCGCGUGAAGAUAUCGUCGACGACGCUUAUUCGCCUUAUCGUUUACGUGAACGGCCUUCCCCUCCUCCUUCCUCCUCGUCUUCGCCGUUCUCGAGUUCUUCCUGCUCCCCUUCCUCGUUCUCAUCCUCCCAAACUUCCCGCCUUUCAGCAGAUGAAGGCGCCGUGGUGUCUGUGCUUCGGGAAGCCGACGUGGCGUCCAUCCGUGAACGAGACUCGCAAGAUCUGAUCAAUUCGCUGCCAGACGAAGUCCUUUGCAACAUCUUCGCCGAGCUAGACGACCCGCGGGACAGAAGCGUGUGCGCGCUGGUGUGCAUGCGGUGGUUGAUGCUGCAGUCGCACAUGCGGUGGGAGUGUUACAGGAGGGGAAACAGGAAGAGGCGCGGUGCCGGUGGCGGCGGCGGAGUAGGGGAAGGCGGACAUGCGUUGUCCGUGCGGGAGGGGCCGGGGCCGUGGAAGGUAAGGAGGGCGGAGGGGGGAGUGCGGAGAGGGGAAGGAGGGGAGGAUGGCGAUGGCGAAGGGGCUGGGGAUCAACGGUAUGCCUCCCCGCCGACGUCGAGGCGUCGGCCUUUAGUGGACAACAAGAAGGAGGGUGGACGUAGCCGGGCGGGGGGCAAUAACGGUGGGGGGGAGGAAGGCGCGGAGUCGGACGACGGAGAGGAGGAGAGCAACGGCGCGUCGUGGAUGGCCGGUGACCUGUCCAGGUGUCUGGAAGGGCGAAAGGCGACCGACGUAAGGUUAGCAGCGCUGGCACUCGGGCUGGUCGGACGCGGGGGGCUGGGCAGUCUCGUGCUGAGGGUGCCUGUGUCGGUGUCCAACGUCGGGAUCUCGGCCGUCGGAAGUUGCUGCGGCGCUCUCGAGUCCCUGUCUCUCUUCGAGUGUAACGACAUCAGCGAUGAAGGGUUGGCCGCCGUUGGGAGAGGCUGUCGGCUGAUCGAGAAGCUGCACUUGUUCAAGUGCUCCCAGAUAGGCAACAAGGGCUUACAAGGCAUCGCGCAGGGUUGCUUGUUCUUGCGCAAGCUGAUCGUUGACACGUGUCCUCGGAUCGGCGACGAAGCUCUGGAGAAGGUGGGUGCGUGCAGCCGCAACCUCUUCGCGCUGACCGUGAGCAACUGUGAGAGAGUGGGAGACUCAGGGGUGGAGGCGGUGGCGGGGGGCUGCACAUCGCUGCGGCGACUUACGCUGAACAACGUGGGAGUGGGCGACAACGGUCUCCUCGCGCUGGGGGCGAGAUCUUCGUCUCUGACUAAGCUCACGCUUGUCAGGAUGGCCAAGCCCACGGAGAAGGGGUUGGUGGCGCUGGGGACCACCCAGGGAUUGAGGGGCCUGCGUGUUAUCGUCAUCCAGGGCUGCGUCGCCAUGUCCAAUCGCGUGAUGGAGGCUGUGGGGGUAGGGUGUGUGGAGUUGAAGCGCCUCUGCGUGGACGAUUGCACGGCGCUGGGCUCGGAGGGAGUGCAGGCGCUCGUCAAGAACUGUAAGUCCCUUGAAGCGCUGGAGUUCGGUCAUUGCCCGGGAAUCUCGCCGGUCGGAUUCCGUGCGCUCCUUCAGGAAGACUGCCGCGUGCAGUCUCUCUGGAUUACCAGCUGCAACGGCAUCCGGGACAGAGGUCUUCCCGCGACGCCCUCGGCGCCGCCUGCAUCCAUCAGGGCGUUGAAGUCUCUGCACAUCUCCUCCUGCACUCUCGUGGGCACCGCCUGCCUCGCUACAAUCGGGCGCCAGUGCCCGACGUUGGAGCACAUCGAGUUGACAAGCCUGCCGGGCGUCGGAGACCGAGGAAUCGCCGUGAUCGCGGAGGGGUGCGGUAAAUCCUUGAAGUCUGUCGUCAUUACCGCUUGCUCGAGGGUGACCGACGGCGGGGCGCAAGCCGUGCUGAGGAACUGCGGGUCGCGGCUCAUCAGACUGACCUUGGACGGUUGCCCCGAGGUCACCGAUCGCACGGCGCGCAUGGUUGCUGAGAAGUGCUGCAGCCUCAAGGACCUCGAUCUCUCUCGCACAGCCAUCACCGACGAAGGUGUCAGUGCCAUUGCCAACGCGUUAGAGAAGGGUCUGGAGACUUUGUCCUUCGCCGCCUGUCCGGGGCUUACGAGUAAAUGCAUCCCGCGCUUGUUCCCCAUGUUCGGUCAGCUGUGGGCUUUAAACCUCCGCGGCUGCACCGGACUGACGAGACAGUGCCUCGAGAGUGUCGAGCGCAAAGCCUGGGAAUGUGCGGGCCCUUCGUGUCUGUUCAUUGACCCAUAUUAAUGAACUGUUCCCCUCCCCGGGGCAUAUUCCGGGGUGUGGCAGUCAGAUCAUGUCAGUAACAAACGCACGAGGCAAGG